Molecule: messenger RNA, 5159 nt
Organism: Anarrhichthys ocellatus (wolf-eel)
Lineage: Eukaryota; Metazoa; Chordata; Actinopteri; Perciformes; Anarhichadidae
Product: transcription initiation factor TFIID subunit 4
Exons: 16
Coding region: 701-3607 (968 amino acids)
Biological process (GO): DNA-templated transcription; transcription initiation at RNA polymerase II promoter
Cellular component (GO): transcription factor TFIID complex
Molecular function (GO): protein heterodimerization activity; DNA binding; RNA polymerase II general transcription initiation factor activity
Source: RefSeq, a predicted model, not a curated record
CCACGCCCACUGAUUGAGAUUUAAACGCACCUGGCUGCUAACGUCAAUUUCAGUCCCUAUGCUGAAGUUUUCUUUUAUGACUCAUGAUGUCUGAUAUUUAGCAUAACUGGCAGUUGGGAUUAUUUGUAACAAUAUAUUUGGAUAAUGCAUGGUGUGUGUGUGUGUGCUAUUUUUGUUCUGAUAAUUAUUUUGAUAACAAUCAAUAACAAGGUGUCACAUUUACUGCACUCCUGUUGUGUCGAGAAGCCAGAGCUUAAUGCUGCAGAACAACUAUGUAAACUGGUAAAUAUUGAUCUGUGCUCUCAAUAGUUUGACAUCAUCCAGACCGCUUAACAUUGUCUGCGAGCCCCGAAGCAGCUGCCGCGGUUUUCCUGGAAAAACAAAAUAAUAGCAACAACGCAGCCAUUUUGAGUAGUCUACGAUGAAGUAAAAUAGAUACAAAAUGCUUCGAUACUGUGUGUGAAUCUGUAAAGACGUGUUGUACGAUACAAAUGCUCCCUUUGAGAGCCCCCUCGAUGUGAUACAGUCCCACCAGAGGCAGCUCUAUGAGCGGUGUCGUUGUUUUCCAGCGGAGCUGUCAGACGGAGUUGGCACAUCGCACUACAACUCGUGACCAUUUGUCCCGGAAUUUAUUCUCCUCGAAGGAACCAAUCACAGCGCCCGGCGAGGCCGCGUCACCGACGGUGCAUCCAAUCAGCGCAUGCGUCUCACGGGCGAGCGCAGCUGGGCAAAGAUGGCGGCGGGCUCCGAUUUGCUGGAUGAUGUUUUCUUUAACACAGAGGUGGACGAAAAAGUAGUUAGUGAUCUCGUCGGAUCUCUGGAGUCCGAACUAACUGGAGCGAGGCACGUCAACGCAACCACCAAGCUCCAGGUUGCAGCAAAUCACGUCGGCAACUCAGCUGUAGGUGGCAAUUCCAAUGUUCAGGGCAGCAAAAUGGGACUUUCACAACAAGAGCUUGCAAAAGCAGGAGUGCACGGAGGUGUCAUUAACAGUACGGGGUCCCGCGGUUCGAGCAUGGAGCACGGAGCAGCCGGGACCACAUCGAGCGUGACAGCUGCUCAGAGUCCGUCCAAGCCGGGGUCAGCCAGCGGAGUCGUCACGGUAGUGUCUGGUGUUGGGAAACCCGGAGCGGCUGGUGUUCAAACUUUGAAUGGAGGUGCCGUGGUGAUGAACUGUCACAUCAGCGGAGGAGGCGGCCACAACAACAACAACUCGCAGCCCGUUGUCACGCUUGUCAACAACGGACCAGCUGUUUCUGUGAGCAAAGGCAGCGCGACGGUUUUAUCCGCAACGCCAAGUACUAUUAUUCAAACUUCACCGAAUGCUGUGAUUUCGUCUGUGAAAACUGUUCCCACUGUCACGCUCGUGAGGCCACCUAUGCAAACUGCCACUAACGCCUCACACAACAGCGGAGACAACCCCACCACGGUGCUGACAUCGCCGGCAGUCGUCGGAGUUACCGGAGCGUCCGGCUCGCUCGUGAACAAAUUCGACUCCACAAAAACCGUAAUGCAGACUGGCGCGCACGUCGCGACGACGGCGACCAUGAGGAGCCCGACCGUGUUGCAGAACUUGAGGGCUUCGGUACCGUCACCCAUCGCCGCCACUCCUCACGCUGGAAUACGAGCUAUUGCUCCACAGGUGUUGGCACCUCGGCUCGCUGCGCCUCAACAGAGCGCCCCGAACAUCCAAAACAUCCAGCUCCCUCCAGGCAUGGUCUUGGUCCGCAGUGAGAGUGGGCAGCUGCUGGUGAUUCACCAGCAGACCUUGGCUCAGAUGCAGGCUCAGUCGCAGUCCCAAAGCGCCAUGACACCACGGCCUCCAGGCCCCACCAGCACUCCACCUGUCCAGAUCACUUCUCUUCAGGCUCCAGGCGCGUCGCUGCUGGCUCGUCCGGUUACCCCCACCACCAUUAUUAAACAAGGAUCUGCAGUCCAGACCACCGUGACGGCCAACACCACAUUGCAGAGGCCUCCCGUACUGCAGAACACCAUCAUGCUGGGAGGGACGGCCACUACCCCGGGACAGCCGCUGGGAACGCCCACUCCAGUGCAGCCCGGUUCUGCAGCCACAGCAGUUACACAGCGGGUAGCUGGGACCCCUGUCACUCCAACAGCUAUCUCAGCUGAGACACUGGAGAAUGUAAAAAAGUGUCGGAACUUUCUGUCCACGUUGAUCAAGCUGGCAUCCAGUGGAAAACAGUCCUCUCAGACUACGGCCAACGUCAAGGAGCUGGUCAAGAAUCUGCUGGAAGGGAAGAUAGAGCCAGAAGAUUUUACCAGUAGGUUAUACCGGGAGCUCAACUCCUCACCACAGCCGUACCUUGUGCCUUUCCUGAAGAGGAGUCUCCCAGCACUGCGUCAGAUGACCCCAGACUCAGAGGCCUUCAUCCAGCAGAGCCUGCUGCCUCAGCCCAGCACUCCAGCUGCUGCAGCAGCCUCCACGGCCCUCACCGCUGUGGUGCUGCGACCUCCUCACUCCACGGUCGCCGCCGCCGCCGCCGCUGCGGCCACCAGCACUGCCGCGACCAAAACCACAGUUAUCAGCCUCACUCAGACAUCUCGCAGUAAACCCGGACUGAUAGUGCCCCAGCAACAGGUGACGCUGGCUCAGUCUCCCAUGGUAACUCUCAGAGGACAAUCUCAUAGCCGCAUUAUUGUGGGACAUCCACAGGGGGUCAAACAGCUGCCGACAGCGAUGAAGCAGGCGUUGGCUCCAGGAGCUAAAGGAGUGCAAGUGGUGGUUCAGGCUCCUCUCACUGCUGCUCAGAAGAACAAGCUGAAGGAGGCGGGAGGAGGAACCUUCAGGGAUGACGAUGAUAUCAAUGACGUGGCCUCCAUGGCAGGAGUCAACUUGUCAGAGGAGAGUGCCCGUAUCUUAGCAACCAACUCUGAGCUUGUUGGCACGGUGACUCGAUCCUGUAAGGACGAGAGCUUCGUCUCCGCCUCUUUACUCACCCGGAGAGCUCUGGAGAUCGGUAAGAAGUUCGGUGUCGGCGAGCUGGGCUCCGAUGUGAUCAACUUCAUCUCCCACGCUACGCAGCAGCGGCUACAAAACCUGAUGGAAAAAGUGUCUCUAGUGGCGCAGCAGAAAAACACAACCUUCAAGGUGAUUAUUGAUCUAACUCUAGAGCCGGAGGAUGAGCGGUCCGAGCAGGUCAGCGAUGUGCGAUCCCAGCUUAAGUUCUUCGAGCAGCUGGAUCAGAUGGAGAAGCAGAGGAAGGAGGAGCAGGAGAGGGAGAUCCUCCUGAAGGCUGCCAAGUCUCGGUCACGGCAAGAAGACCCUGAGCAGCUCAGACUUAAACAGAAGGCCAAAGAGAUGCAGCAGCAGGAGCUGGCUGAGAUCAGACAGAGAGAAGCCAACCUAACAGCGCUGGCGGCUAUCGGCCCCAGAAGAAAGCGUAAAAUGGACUCUCCUGUUAGGGGCGCCAGUGCAGAGGGCUCGGGGUCGGGCCCCUCUCAGCCCGGCGGCUCCGGCGGAGCAGGCUCCAGACAGUUUAUGCGACAGCGCAUCACCAGAGUCAACCUCAGGGACCUGCUCUUCUGCCUGGAGAAUGAAAGGGGGACCAGUCACUCUCAUCUGCUCUAUAAAGGCUUCCUCAAAUAGCACCCGCAUUGAAAUAACUCAUCUCGCUCAGUGGCAUUAAGGAAGCGGAGUCGGCUCAGAGCCUUUUCUGCCGGUACUUUUAUUUUCUUUGAUCACCCGCUGCUGGAUGAGGAGACGUCUAUCUGUGGGAAGAGAAUUAUCUGCAGCACUGAGGAGAACAUCUUCUUUUAAAAGCCUCUUCAAGCACAGGUCUUGUAUUUUUCAGAGGAGCAAAUAAUUGAACUCGGCCCUGAUUUCAGAGCGCCUCUCCGCACGUUUUGCUCUUUACAGACCGGUUGCACCCAACCACACUUCAGUCAUGCACUGCCUCAUGCUGCACACAAGAAACACAUCUUUAACUGAACUGAGCACUUUCAGACCCAAAGACCUUGUCAGUGUCACGUGCACCGACACCCGUGAUGUAGCAGAAAAUCAGAUUUUACGAAACCGCAGUAACGUGAACACUCUGUUUAUUGAAGUUCCUAACAGAGAUUGUCCUUUAAGCCAUUUCUACGAUAUUUUGUUACAGUUCUAAUGCCCGUGGAUUGUUUUACAGAGACUAAUCUUGCCUAGCCUUGUCAUCUGCUGAGUUGCCUUCUUAACAAAUUAAGCCAUAUGGAUUAGAAUGUGUUGAUCGGCUUCCGUUUGCUUCAUCUCUCCGGCAGUUCCCUCCAGAUUUGUAGGACGUGUGCUUGGGUGUUUUGUUGUGCUCUUCCUCUGUUCGUCUCGGCUCGACUGGAAACAGAAAGCGACGGUUUGUAUGUCACGUGUUGCGCAUGACGUGUUUGUGAACUCUCGCCACUCUUUAUCGUUUUCACUGUGAGCUCUGCAGACUCGCCGGUUGACAGCGAAACUCCACCACACGCGUUGAGAUUUGUUCCCUUUCACACAAAGAGCUGCAAACUUGUGUAAUGUUCGAGGAAGCUUUGAGUGAAGUGUUCACUGUGAUGGCUCUCAUGAAGAAGGAUCUGGGUGGCUGAAUGGAUGAAACACAUUGGAACUAGAAUAGUGUAGCUGUGGUUGUUAGUAAUGUAAAGUAUCCAGGCGGUGUAGCUCAUGGACUACAAUGUGAAUUUAAAAUAAUUGAGGUUGGAGAAAUGAUAUUAUUGGUUCCACACAUUUUUAUAUUUAUGAAUAAUGGAGGAGGACCAUGUUGGGUAAACGUGGGCGUGACUUGCAGGAGGAGGACUGCACUUUGACAGAUCACUUUUCUAAAACGCGUCGAUCCGAUGAACAUACACACUUUAUAUAUUUUUAUAUUUUUAGCGCACAUACUAAUAUUGGUCUUUAUACCUUUGUCAUUUUAUGAGAGAAUGUUUAUCGGCAAAUUUUAUGACUGUAUAUAUUUAAGUUUGCUAUUUGUAGGUUCAUCAGUUGAAGACUUCAAAUUGGGCGAAUUUGUCUUAUUUUCCAGACAGUAGACGUGACAAAGAAUACCGAUUUAUGAUACUUUCUUGUACAUUUUGCACAGCUUAUAGUUUAUAUGUAAAUAUCUGAAUUAAAAAAAAAAGUUUUUAAUUGCUAUUUUAUAAUGGAUUGAAAGAGAAUGAUCUCUAAUAAAAGAAAAAACAUA